This is a messenger RNA of Lagopus leucura (white-tailed ptarmigan), 2483 nucleotides long. RefSeq names its product nucleolar protein 11 (gene NOL11). Lineage: Eukaryota; Metazoa; Chordata; Aves; Galliformes; Phasianidae. The transcript is spliced from 18 exons. The coding region runs from base 19 to 2187 and encodes 722 amino acids. Gene Ontology annotation, biological process: maturation of SSU-rRNA. Gene Ontology annotation, molecular function: RNA binding. Gene Ontology annotation, cellular component: nucleus; nucleolus. The record is from RefSeq and is a predicted model, not a curated record.
AACUGAGCGCUCGCUAAGAUGGCGGCCCUGUGCGAGGCCUUCACGCUAUGCGGUUUGGGGCCCACCGGCGGCGUCGGCCUCGGUAGCGGCCUUCUGGCGCUGGAGCCGGGUGCUGAUCCCGACCACGUCCUGCUCACCGACCGCGGCAGGACGGCCACGCUUUUUAAGGUCUCAGAUCAGAAGCCACUGGGCUGUUGGUCAGUUAAACAUGGGCAGAUUAUCACGUGUCCAGUUGUAUGCAACUUUGAGACUCACGAAUAUAUAGCUGUUCAUGAUAACAAGGUUUUACGAAUAUGGAAGGAUAAAGAUGUUAACUUGGACAAAGUAUUUAAAGCAACACUUUCAGCUGAGGUGUACAGAAUACAUUCGCUGCCCCAUGCAGAGCCAUUGGUGUUGUUCAGAGGAGGGGGUGUUCGAACUUUAGAUGUUCUUCUGGAAGCUCCACAACAAGAAAUUGAAAACGUCAUCUCAGAUGAAGUUAUCAAGUGGAGUGAAGCAUUACUGGAAGGUCAACAACCUGUCUUAAUUUUCGUUACAGAGAAAGAUGGGGAUUUUUUUGUCUACAUACAGAAACUUAAGAUGAGGAGUCUACAUAAAUACAAGCUUGAACAACAGGAAUUGUCUAAUCCGCUUUGUUUCACAGCAUAUAUAAAAAAGCAGAUUAUCACACUUCUGUGUUUAUACUCCAGUGACUCUGUAUAUAAAGUUCUGAUACCUCUACAGCAAAAUAGUGAAGAGGAAGAGCAAACUCUAUCCAAAUCACUACUACUAAACCUUUCAAUAUCUGGAAGUGCUCUAAAAGGAACUUCUUUUGUUAUUCUUGAUAAAGACCAUGUUGCAGUACUGGGAAGUCUAGCAGCAUCUGGUGAAGAAUCCAAAGAAUGCCUAACAAUAUGGAAUACAAAAUUUCAAACAUUACAAGCUUCAAAGGAACUGCCCCUGGGAACCAGUGGACAACUGUGGUGUUAUGGGGAAAAAUUUUUCUUCACUCAUGGAAAAGUGCUAACAGUAGUUAUAUACAAGUGUGAAACUUCAUCCUUGGCAGCUGCUGUGGGAAAACUGAAGGACAGUCAAACCUCUGAUCUUUCUUCAUUUGUAAACUGGAAUACUCUUGGAGAUGAAGAGCUCCUGGUUUCCUAUCAGUCACAGCAGUCUGUAGCUCUAAAGUCUGAAUCCAAAAUGACAUUAAGAUCAAAAAAGAGCGCCGUUGAGAACAUGCAGCCAGAUGCCUCCACAAUUGGGCAGUUCUUACUAUGUAUAAAAGAUGCUUCCACAACUGCUGUUGAAGGUGAAUUGAGACAACUGUUGUCAAAAGCACAGAGACCAGAUUUUCAGGCCACCAUUGGAUGUGUAAUAAGUGCUCUAAUGAACAGGUGUAAAACAGAUCCAAUGUUCUACCCUCGAAACUUCCUGGUACAGAUGAUCCAGAAACGAGAAUUAUCUUACAGUUUGUGUCCAGACUUAAUGGCUGUUGCUUUAGAGAAAAAAGAUGUACAUCUCUUACAAAUCUGCUUACAACGGUUUCCAGAUAUUCCUGAAGAAAUUACUUACGCUUGCUUGAAAGUAUUUUUAAGCAUUAGUGAUGAUUAUCUGGAAGGAACAGACGUGGAUCUAGAAUCUGUAAUCUCUUACAUUGAUAUUGAACCAAACAGUAAAGUUAAGACUGAAGUUGUAGAAAAUGGUUUCAGUACUGAACUGGAAGAAGAUGGUUGUGAUGUCAAAGGCAUGAAGGAAACCCAUAUGAUGGACAAUGUUGAAUUCUGCCCUGUUGGACCUCAUAAGGCAGCAUUAUUAAAUGCUGUUCUUCAUUCAGCUUACAGUGAAACGUUUCUUUUGCCCCAUCUGAAAGACCUUCCAGCUCAGCAAGCUGUUCUGUUUCUCAGGUAUUUGCACUACCUGUAUGUGAAAUGCAGUGAAAAAAUCAACACAACUCUUCCUGGAGUACUCCCUCCAACUAUAAGUCAGAUUAUGGAUUGGAUGUGCCUAUUACUUGAUGCUCACUUCACAGUUAUGGUGAUGCUACCAGAAGCAAAAAGAUUGCUUUCAAGCAUGCAUAAGUUUGUGAGAGCCCAAGUACGAUUCUACUCUGAACUUAACAAAAUCGAAGGAAGUUUGCAAGAACUGCAAAGAAUUAAAUGCCAGGAAAACUCUCAGGCAUAUUCUAUUGAAGUGCUGGAACUUAUUUGAAUAUGAAAUGAAUUAUUAACAAACUUGUUAUUGAUUCCUUUUAUGACAAGGAUGUAUUAGCACUCCAUAUUGGGGAUGUGAAAAGUUGAGUUUUGUGCACAGGAAGAAUGCGGUUACUCAGUAGCUACGUGGGGGGUUGUGUAUUAAAAGCUCUUUUUUGACUGGAUGAUUUUCAUAUAUUUUCAUUGUAAUUUUGUUAUGCAGUCACAAGAAUAUCCUAAAAUUCUAUCUGAUUCUUGGCCAAGAAGUGAUAGGAUAUUUGUAAAAAGGUUUCAAGAAAUGUUUCAUCAAAUCAA